Molecule: messenger RNA, 5159 nt
Organism: Clarias gariepinus (North African catfish)
Lineage: Eukaryota; Metazoa; Chordata; Actinopteri; Siluriformes; Clariidae
Gene: epb41l3a
Product: erythrocyte membrane protein band 4.1-like 3a
Exons: 25
Coding region: 162-3431 (1089 amino acids)
Biological process (GO): cortical actin cytoskeleton organization
Cellular component (GO): cytoskeleton; plasma membrane
Molecular function (GO): structural molecule activity; actin binding
Source: RefSeq, a predicted model, not a curated record
CUCAUGAAGUAUAUGUCACUGUGUGUAUGUGUGCGCGUACUGUACGGGUGCAUGUGUACAAGUCCGUGGCUCUCAGGUCUGCGUGUUGGAUAGCUUUCUUCUGAUUUCCGCUCGGGGUUUAUUUGGAGUAGAAACUGAAUUUCUGAACAGUGUAAUUUACCAUGACGACAGAGACGAAUUCAGAGUUAGAAGGCAAGCCGGAGCAGCAGGGGGCAGGUUCGGCUCCGCCCCACGCAGCUCCACCCAUCGACGACCAGCUUCCACCGGCAGCUGCCCACAGCACACCAGUUAAAAAAGAGCAGAACGGGGCAAGAGAGACAGGAAGUGUUGCACAGGGGAAAACCGAUCAGCAGUCGACUGAGGACGAGUCCACCCCCUACAAGUCCUCCUCCAGCAAGCUCUCCAAGUCUCCCAUCAAAGUUGCCAAGAAGCCCAAAAACAUGCAGUGCAAAGUCACACUUCUGGAUGGCACGGACUACAGCUGUGUAGUGGAAAAACGAGACAAAGGCCAGGUGCUUCUUGACAAAGUCUGUGAGCAUCUUAACCUUCUGGAGAGAGACUACUUUGGUAUCACAUUCCGUGAUGUAGAAAAUCAAAAGAACUGGUUGGAUCCAGCCAAAGACAUGAAGAAGCAAGUCAGGGGAGUUGCCUGGAAUUUUUCCUUCAAUGUGAAGUUUUAUCCUCCGGACCCUGCUCAGCUCUCUGAGGACAUCACAAGGUAUUACCUGUGUCUGCAGUUGAGAGAUGAUGUGGUGUCUGGUCGUCUUCCCUGCUCUUUUGCGACACACUCGGUGCUUGGUUCAUACACAGUCCAGUCAGAGCUAGGAGAUUACGAUCCAGAUGAGUACAGCACCGACUACGUCAGCGAGUUUCGUUUUGCUCCGAACCAAACCAAGGAACUCGAGGAGAAGGUCAUGGAGCUCCACAAGACCUACAAAGGGAUGAUGCCAGCUGAAGCGGAAAUGCACUUCCUAGAGAAUGUCAAAAAGCUGUCGAUGUAUGGCGUGGACCUUCAUCAUGCCAAGGACUCGGAGGGGGUGGAAAUAAUGCUAGGAGUGUGCUCAUCUGGCCUUCUCAUCUACCGAGACCGGCUGCGCAUCAACAGAUUUGCUUGGCCAAAAGUCCUCAAGAUCUCCUACAAGAGGAAUAACUUCUACAUCAAAAUCCGACCUGGAGAGUUUGAGCAGUUUGAAAGCACAAUCGGCUUUAAACUUCCCAAUCAUAGAGCAGCUAAGAGACUCUGGAAGGUUUGCGUGGAGCACCACACCUUUUUCAGGUUGGUAUCUCCAGAAACUCCACCUAAGAAGUUCCUGACUCUUGGUUCCAAGUUCCGCUACAGUGGCCGAACCCAAGUCCAAACUAGACGGGCCAGUUCACAAAUAGUUCGCCCAGCUCCCUUCUUUGAGCGCUCAACCAGCAAACGCUACAUCAUGUCCCGCAGUCUGGAUGGAGAGAUGGGCACAGCAUUGUACGGCGCUGCAAAGGGCAUUGCCAUGAGUGACCUCAUUACCACAAUUACACCAGAGAAAAAGGCAGAGGAGAAGAGAUCAGAGGAAGAGGAAUUGAUACUCGUAGAAAAUAUAGUUGUGGAAGAAGAGGAUGAGAUAACCAAGGCUACAGAAGUGUCCCAGCCAAGUCCACCAACUCCUGUCCGACAAGACACAAGGACUGAUUUUACAGACACUGCUAUUGAUGGUGAAUUGACAGCAACAGAGUCGGAUCAGGACGACGAAUCUGAAAUAAAGAUCCAGCCCAGUUUUAUAAGGAGAAUUAAAGGGGAAAAUGUGUUUAUCAGACAUAGUAAACUGAUGCUGGAGGAGGUCGAUGCAACACCAGACCUGAUCAAACACCAAACCAAUAUUAGUGAGCUGAAGAGGACUUUCCUGGAGGGAGGCACAAGUAAAUCGGGUUUAACAGAGUGGGAGAAACGUCUCUCCUCAUCCCCACUGCGAUCCCCCCGACUGGAUGAGGCUCCUAUGAUUGAACCCUUAGAGCCUGAGGAUACCAAAGAAGAUUUGGAAACAGCAGGCGAGAAGGAGGAGGUUGCUAUAGGUGCAGACGAAAGGGACAGCCUGGAUGACGGAAAAGAUGAUGUGGAGUCUGAUGGUUGGGUAAUUAUAGACAAGGUCCCGCCUAAGGUACCUGAAAAGAAAAACGUAGUCAGCUACAAAGUAGUGGGCAUUACUAACAUUGUUACCGCUGACGAGGCUUUGGGAAACGUAGCUCUCAAAAAGGCAUCAGCCAUACAGGAGGAAGUCCGUGAAAAGACGUUCGCACUCGGCAAGUCUUAUGACACUAUGACAGGGAAGAUCGUGACCACCACCAAAGAAGAUGACUUUCCAUCUCCAACUCUCACCGUAGAGCAGAGGAAGCUCUCUGAUCAAACAACCACCACAGCUGUAAAGAUUAUACCAGUCUCUGUUGAGAAGCUUGAGCCUGCAAUCCUGGCAACCACAGAAGCCAUAACAGCACCAGGUAUCACAGUUAAGGAAGCAAGGACCCCUUCUCCCUCUGAGCCUGCAGGCGUGGUGAAAAUGGUGGUGGUUGUCGAUUCCGGUGGGGAAACUGAAGAGGCGAAAAAGGAUGAGCUGAAGCUGCUUACAGAUUCUUCAAUCACCCUUACGCCCCGGUCCCCUGUCCGGUCCCCGCUUCGGUCUCCACUCAAAUCUCCAUCGAAGUCAGUGGAAUUGGGUGUGAGGCCCAGCCCUGGCACUUAUCUAAUCAAAACCUCUCCAACAGCCAGAGUGCCUAAGCCCACAUUCGAGGAGAUGUCUCCGGAGCUCACUGCUCUGUUAAAGUCUGCUCAUGACCAGAUCAGCACUCGCACCUGGUCCUCCUCCUCAACCGCUACUGGGCAAACUUGGGCCGUCCUUAAGACAUCUUCCGGUCCUGAUGGGACUCUUCAUCAGCCAGCAGAUACACAGGAACUUCUAGAAAAAGACCAGCCAAGAGAAGAGGAGCAAGCAGCUGAUUUACAGCAGCAUACCGUAUCAGAACAGUCACAGGUUUCGUCCGUGCUCCAGACAGCAGAGGUCAUAACCUUUAGCAGUCCAUUGUCAGGAGAGUCAGAUAGUGUGGUGGUACAGGAAGUGCCAAUGAUCCACACGGAAAUGAAGACUAUAACAUACGAGACUCAGCAGGCUGAUACGGGCGGUGACGCGGAGCCAGGGAUUCUCAUAGGUGCAAAGACCAUCACUUCCGAAACCACCAGUACAACCACCACCACACAUAUCACGAAGACUGUGAAGGGAGGCGUUUCAGAAACCAGGAUUGAGAAACGUAUUGUCAUCUCAGGGGACGCAGACAUCGACCAUGAUGAGGCCCUGGCUCAGGCCAUUAAGGAAGCCAAAGAGCAGCACCCCGACAUGUCAGUGACCAAAGUAGUGGUCCACAAAGAGACUGAAAUCACACCGGAAGAUGGCGAGGAGUGAUGCAGGAUUAGAGCGUCUUCAUAUUUUCUGAAGCAGUCUCAUCUACACCAUGUGGAAUAAAGGACAUUUUGGAGAUGCUGCUUUGGAAAAACAGCACCACAGAUACAUCAAUGGAUAUUACUUCAUCUGAACACUGCUGGAGUCACCUUCUAACAAACCCAUGCUCACUUUCUCCUGCAACACAUGCUUACUGAUCUCCUGGCUAGCCUGGUCCAGCACUGUUCAAUGACAUUGCAUGACAAGGGAACAACACCUUUCCUGUAAAGAGAACAAACGCUAUGUACAAUGUAGGAAAUGCUCAACGACCGCAGUGUAAAUUUAAGUCUCCCAUGCACACUCCUUAGAAAGGGGAAAAUAAAUAUGUGGCAAGAACUUUGAAAAUAGUACUAAUAUUAUGAUCUACAUUUUAUUUAUUAGAACACUUCUCAAUACAAGAAAAUAAGAAUAAUAAUAGACUGCAUCUGUAUGAGCACCCAGUAUUUAACCAUGCAAUAGAUGUGUCAUUGAAUCCGGUCACGAUGUCCUGUUCCGGCCACCUCUACCCUGCCUCUGACGUGUUCUCCUUGAAUGUACGUGUGGCUGAGAAUAUGAAUGACGUAUACUUGCUUUAUAGUCCAUGCAUACUAGGAAAAAAUAUAUGUUUUUACAAGAUGUAUAACAAAUUUUAGUUUUUUUUCUUUUUUCCUCAAUAGUUCUUAAUUAAAUGUUUGAACUUUUAAAGAAUGAAUGCACUGUGACCAUAUUUGACACUGACUCCAGGUCCGUGCUAAAAGAGAUGUCUUUGCAAGCCGACUUCGGCCUCAAUCUCACAUGUUUAAGUCAUUUACCGUCCCCUCGAAAAUCAUCCUGCCCACAACUGCGCCUUAAAGUGUAUAAACUGGACGGAGAAUCAGAAACAUCACCAAUGAUGUAUUUUAAUCCUUCUUUUUCUGAUCUUUCUUUUUCUUUUUUUUAUUAUAUUAUUAUUAUUAUCAUCAUUAUUAUUAGCAUCUUUGUUGUUGCUGAUGUUGGCCUGUGUGUUUUUAAUCCAUCAUGCUGCCAUAUGCUUCACUCCGUGUUGAAUGUGUUUACCACAUGAGCUCAAAUAAAAAAAAUAAACAAAUUUAAAAAAUGUAUUUGAGAGAUUUUUCUAGGGUUCAUUCUCAAAGGAAUAGUCUGCUGUACCAGAAUAUACAUUUCUUUAAUUAAUAUAUAGUUUUGUCAGAAAUGCAGGUAGAUACUUUUAUAAAAAGAAAUCUACUGUAUAUUAUAAUAUUUGUUCCAAUAGCUUUUACAUGAUUUCAUAUAUGUAUUCUACACAAUCAUGUGUUUACUCUUGUAUUAUUUGGGCGAUAAUCACACUGCAAACCACGACGAACACAAAUAACUUUUUAUAAGAGCACCGUGCUGCAAAGCAGCUUCUGUGCAUUAAAACAUUUACUGUUGAAGAGCACUUUAGAGUUUAAAUAAUCAAACUUUUCCAUCUAUGUGCUCCUUUCUUUAUGCCUUUCUUUAUUCGUAGACCAUAUAUCUGUUGUCACCAUCAUGUUUCUUGACAAAAGGCACCAACACCUGCACACAAGUUUAACUUCAAAUGACUUUCAGUUUACUAUGUUUGUUUUUUUCUUUUUUUAAUCUUUUUUAUCGCUUAACUCAUUUCCACUGGAGUUGCUUAAAGUUUUUCAUCACCAUGGUUGACCUUGGUUAAGAUUAAUUCUUUAAUAAAAUUAUACCCAAUUAACAGCAGUA